This is a messenger RNA of Enhydra lutris kenyoni (northern sea otter), 3852 nucleotides long. RefSeq names its product transient receptor potential cation channel subfamily C member 4. The record is from RefSeq and is a predicted model, not a curated record. Gene Ontology annotation, molecular function: store-operated calcium channel activity; protein binding; inositol 1,4,5 trisphosphate binding. Gene Ontology annotation, biological process: calcium ion transmembrane transport; regulation of cytosolic calcium ion concentration; manganese ion transport. Gene Ontology annotation, cellular component: membrane; cation channel complex. NCBI's taxonomy places the organism in Eukaryota, Metazoa, Chordata, Mammalia, Carnivora, Mustelidae. The transcript has 11 exons. The coding region runs from base 211 to 3144 and encodes 977 amino acids.
CCCAGUUCGGUGCCAGUUGCGUGGGCUCUAGCUUCGUGCGUUUUCCUUGGAAUGCUCCAAAACUCGGCAGCGACUAAGGAAAUCCCAUUGGAAUUUGCCGGGCGUGCUCUCACCCGGCACAGCACCCGCGCCGCAUGUCCUUGGAUCGAUCGCUCUUCAGCCAGAAAAUUGCCAACUUUGCAGAGACAAGGAAAUAGCAUGGCAUGAAACAUGGCUCAGUUCUACUACAAAAGGAACGUGAAUGCUCCCUACAGAGAUCGGAUCCCUCUAAGGAUAGUCCGAGCGGAAUCAGAACUCUCACCGUCAGAAAAAGCCUACUUAAAUGCUGUGGAAAAGGGAGAUUAUGCAAGUGUCAAGAAAUCCCUGGAGGAAGCUGAAAUUUAUUUUAAAAUCAAUAUUAAUUGCAUCGAUCCUCUUGGAAGAACUGCUCUCCUCAUUGCAAUUGAAAAUGAGAACUUGGAGCUCAUUGAACUACUUUUAAGCUUUAAUGUCUAUGUUGGAGAUGCCCUAUUACACGCUAUCAGGAAGGAAGUUGUCGGAGCUGUUGAGCUGUUACUGAACCACAAAAAGCCCAGUGGCGAAAAACAGGUGCCUCCCAUACUCCUUGAUAAGCAGUUCUCUGAAUUCACUCCAGACAUUACACCAAUCAUUUUGGCAGCCCAUACAAAUAAUUACGAAAUAAUCAAGCUUCUAGUUCAGAAAGGAGUCUCUGUGCCCAGACCCCACGAGGUCCGCUGCAACUGCGUGGAAUGCGUCUCCAGCUCGGACGUGGAUAGCCUCCGCCACUCACGUUCCAGACUCAACAUCUACAAGGCCUUGGCCAGCCCCUCCCUCAUCGCACUGUCAAGUGAAGACCCUUUUCUCACAGCCUUUCAGCUAAGUUGGGAGCUUCAGGAGCUGAGUAAAGUGGAAAAUGAAUUCAAGUCGGAGUAUGAGGAGCUGUCCCGACAGUGCAAACAGUUUGCCAAGGACCUACUGGAUCAGACAAGGAGUUCCAGAGAACUGGAAAUCAUUCUUAAUUACAGAGAUGACAGUAGCCUUAUAGAAGAACAAAGUGGAAAUGAUCUCGCCAGACUCAAAUUGGCCAUAAAGUACCGUCAAAAAGAGUUUGUUGCUCAGCCCAAUUGUCAACAACUGCUUGCAUCUCGCUGGUACGAUGAGUUCCCAGGCUGGAGGAGACGGCACUGGGCGGUGAAGAUGGUGACGUGUUUCAUCAUAGGACUUCUUUUUCCCGUCUUCUCUGUGUGCUACCUUAUAGCUCCUAAAAGCCCACUGGGACUAUUCAUCAGAAAGCCAUUUAUCAAGUUCAUCUGCCAUACAGCGUCCUAUUUGACUUUUUUGUUCCUGCUGCUGCUUGCCUCUCAGCACAUCGACAGGUCAGACUUGAACAGGCAAGGUCCACCACCAACCAUCGUCGAGUGGAUGAUAUUACCGUGGGUCCUGGGUUUUAUAUGGGGAGAAAUUAAACAAAUGUGGGAUGGUGGACUUCAAGAUUACAUCCAUGAUUGGUGGAAUCUAAUGGAUUUUGUGAUGAAUUCCUUAUAUUUGGCAACGAUCUCUUUGAAAAUUGUUGCAUUUGUAAAGUACAGUGCACUUAACCCACGAGAAUCUUGGGACAUGUGGCAUCCCACCCUGGUGGCUGAAGCUUUAUUUGCCAUCGCGAACAUCUUCAGUUCCUUGCGCCUGAUCUCGCUGUUUACUGCAAAUUCUCAUCUGGGGCCUCUGCAAAUAUCUCUGGGAAGAAUGCUCCUGGACAUUUUGAAGUUUCUAUUCAUAUACUGCCUUGUGUUGCUAGCAUUUGCAAAUGGCCUAAAUCAAUUGUAUUUCUAUUAUGAAGAAACAAAAGGGUUAAGCUGUAAAGGCAUACGAUGUGAAAAGCAGAAUAAUGCAUUUUCAACAUUAUUUGAGACGCUCCAGUCCCUGUUUUGGUCAAUAUUUGGGCUGAUCAACUUAUAUGUGACCAAUGUCAAAGCACAGCAUGAAUUCACUGAGUUUGUGGGUGCCACCAUGUUUGGGACGUACAAUGUCAUCUCUCUGGUUGUCCUACUCAACAUGUUAAUAGCUAUGAUGAAUAACUCUUACCAACUCAUUGCUGACCAUGCAGAUAUAGAAUGGAAAUUCGCUAGAACAAAGCUUUGGAUGAGUUAUUUUGAAGAAGGUGGUACUCUGCCUACUCCCUUCAAUGUCAUCCCAAGCCCCAAGUCUCUCUGGUACCUGAUCAAAUGGAUAUGGACACACCUGUGCAAGAAAAAGAUGAGGAGAAAGCCUGAAAGUUUUGGAACAAUAGGGAGGCGAGCUGCUGAUAAUUUGAGAAGACAUCACCAAUAUCAAGAGGUUAUGAGGAACCUGGUAAAGCGAUACGUUGCCGCAAUGAUCAGAGAUGCCAAAACUGAAGAAGGGCUGACUGAAGAGAACUUUAAGGAACUAAAGCAAGACAUUUCCAGUUUCCGCUUUGAAGUCCUGGGGUUGCUACGAGGAAGCAAACUCUCCACAGUGCAGGCGGCUCAGGCCACGAAGGAGUCCUCCAAUUCGGCCGACUCGGAUGAGAAGAGCGAUAACGAGGGCAGCAGCAAGGACAAGCGAAAGAACUUCAGCCUGUUCGACUUAACCACGCUGAUUCACCCGCGAUCAGCCGCCAUUGCCUCCGAAAGACACAACAUAAGCAACGGCUCGGCUCUGGUGAUGCAGGAGCCCCCGAGGGAGAAGCAGAGAAAAGUGAAUUUUGUGACCGAUAUCAAAAACUUCGGGUUAUUUCACAGACGAUCCAAACAAAACGCUGCUGAGCAAAAUGCAAACCAGAUCUUCUCUGUUUCAGAAGAAGUCACUCGUCAACAGGCCGAAAGACCAAUGGAGAGAAAUAUUCAACUGGAAUCUCGAGGGUUGGCUUCCCGGGGUGACUUGAACAUCCCGGGUCUCAGCGAACAGUGUAUAUUAGUAGACCACCGAGAACGGAACACGGACACCCUGGGCUUACAGGUGGGCAAGAGAGUGUGUUCCUUCAAGUCGGAGAAGGUGGUGGUGGAGGACACCGUCCCAAUCAUACCAAAGGAGAAGCAUGAGAAGGAAGAAGACUCUAGCAUAGACUAUGACGGAAACCUCACAGACACAGUCAGCCACGAGGAUUACGUGACCACCAGGUUGUGACACUUGAAGGAGGAAGCGUUGGUCAUGCAUAUAGAUAUUUUCCAUAGUGCUCUGGGGAGGGGGAGAAUUAGCAAAAGCUAACUUACACUUUAUAUCAUUUAUCAACUGUGGCAUAGUAACGCGUAACAUGUUUAACUGAGGCAAAGGCUAUCAGAAACCCUGGUUUUGUAACCAGCUUUUGCUUUCACAAUUUGUUUUACCCAUUUUUUUGGUUGACGUUAAUAAAUGCACCGUGUAUCUUGUACUGUUGCAAUAAUCCACAGGAAAUUUUUAGCUCUCUUUUUCAACUAAAACAAACCCAACUUAUUCAUGUGGUAGUUGACUCCUAUGAUAGAUAUUUUUAUAUGCAAAAAACAGUGUAGCUGAAAUAUUCGAGCUUUUCAUAAUUUUUUAGGGUCUUUAGAGAUGGUGACUCAUCAAGGACUUUUCAGGCAGCCUUAUAGUGUGGCUUUAAUACACAAAUAUUACCAAAUUAUUUCUUACCAUGUAAAUAAUUACAGCACAAAUUAAAGUAAGCAAGCCCUCUUCUCAUGGAGUCAGGAUUAAACUCCCUCUUAAAACGGAAGUCAGGUGUACUUUGGAGUUUUAGAUGGCCCAAUUUUUACUUUCAGUAAGUAAAAUAAAUGUUUGUCUUCAUAAGUACUGACAAUUGAUGAUUUUUUAAUGAGAUUUUGUCAUGACAGAAGUUUUAUUUCAACUUUUUUUUUU